Saitoella complicata NRRL Y-17804 is the source of this 1074-nucleotide messenger RNA. RefSeq names its product HIT-like protein. Gene Ontology annotation, molecular function: catalytic activity. Bases 244 to 801 code for a protein of 185 amino acids. The transcript has 3 exons. NCBI's taxonomy places the organism in Eukaryota, Fungi, Ascomycota, Saitoellomycetes, Saitoellales, Saitoellaceae. The record is from RefSeq and is a predicted model, not a curated record.
UGCCGAAGUUGCUUCAGCCUCUUUGCUCUCCUUUACAUGCCGUCAUGAUACCCGACUGGAAUCGAUCCGCUUCCCCGACGAAAAGCCUCGCGAAUCUCGGUUUAAUGUCGCUUGCUGACCGGCCGAUCCUUGCUUUACGCGGUCUGCGAUGGCUUCGUACGACCGAUUGCCCGGUUUGGUCUAGACAGCGCUCGGACAACCACCAUAACAUCUUCGUUACAGGAGUACAACCGGACAGAGAGUAUGCUUUUGCGUAGACGCAUCGCAAUCGUAUCAGUUCUCGUCUCAAUCUCUCUUGUCGCAGGUAUCUGGUCAAUUCGACCAGCAAGUCUACGGGGUGAAGCACUGAUGAUACCCUCUAAAGCCGUACAGGACUGCCCGUUCUGUGCGCGCCGUUUCGAAGGAAGGGUGAUAUACGAGGAUGAUGAGUUGAUUACGUUUCAUGACCGGUCACCUGCUGCUUCGUUCCAUGCGCUGAUUAUCCCUCGAGAACACAUUAUCUCGUGCAAGUCACUGACACCGGCUCACCUGCCACUUCUUCACCGCAUGAUCUCCAUAGCCCACGACAUAAAUCCCCACAAAGGCGAAGAAAGCUACAUGCAGCCCCGCAUAGGGUUCCAUGUACCACCAGUAAACAGCGUGGCACAUCUACAUCUACACGUGAUUGUACCGCCGUGGAAGCCUUGGUGGAAGCGGAUAAAGUAUCCCAUGGGAUGGUGGGGAUGGUGGUUCGAGCGGGUGGAGAAGACAAUUGAGAGGGUGGAGCGACUGGAGGUGGUGCCCCAGACACAACUGGAGUGAGCGGAUGUAAGAUGAUUCGGAAAGAACAGAUCGCUGCAGGCGAACAACAGACAAAGAGACGGGGGUAUGUCUAAGUGGGGAACCGCCCAGAAUAGAGGGGGGUUUGGAGGAGUUGCAGAUCCGGGAGGACCAUAGCAGUAACAGUGGCAGUAGGGUCUUUAGCUCUUAUGCAAGGAUCGGCGGUCUUGCGACCUUCAUGACGGUAUAGAUCGCACAUACAACUAAAGCGUCGCCGGCAAGAAUAUAUAUGAUGACAUUUCGCUCCGUUUGCUG